Messenger RNA from Styela clava, 821 nucleotides. RefSeq lists its product as uncharacterized. The record is from RefSeq and is a predicted model, not a curated record. Lineage: Eukaryota; Metazoa; Chordata; Ascidiacea; Stolidobranchia; Styelidae.
CUCGCUUUUUGUCAAUAGUGAUGAUAAAAUAAACAUUUUCAGUGGUGACAAUAUUUUGAAAGUAGAAAAUGAAGAUAAUUUGCGCAGGAAUGUCAAAAUGUGGAACAAAGUCCAUGCACGUUGCAUUGGAAGAGCUUGGUUAUAUGGUACACGACUUUCCAGACGCAUAUACUCAUUUUGAAAAACAUUAUAGAAAGUGCGCAACCGAAGGGUGGAAUUCAGAAGACUUUCAUCAUAUGUACAAAGAUAUUGAUGCAGUGGUGGAUGCUCCAACCUAUUACUUCUGGGACGAAUUGAUGGAAGCUUUUCCAGAUGCCAAGAUUAUAUUGAUGAAAAGAGAUGAUGAUGAAAUUUGGUACAAAAGUAUUAGAAAACAAAUACUUUCUUUCAAUGGGUUGCAUUCUUACUACUAUCAAUUUCUUUCGUCAACUUGGAGAAAGUUCUUCAAUUUUGCGACACAUCCAUGUAAGCUUGCUUUUGGAUGUAAAACACCAACCAUUUUUGAUAUUAUCCACGUUGCUCCACCGACACUUCCUUACAAGCUGACCUAUAGAAAACAUAUUGCUCAUGUACUUCACAAAUGUCCUAAAGAUCGACUUCUUAUAUACAAUUGCAAAAACGGAUGGAGGCCUCUGUGUGAAUUUCUUGGUAAACCAAUGCCCACUAAAAUUUUCCCGUUCAUUAAUAAAAACGGUGAAUUAAGUGACAUGAUGUGGAAUAUGCCAAUUAUCAAAAAAGCUCGAAGGGAAAUGUUAACAACUGCAGCUACGCUUCUUGUUACUUCCAUGUUCUUCGGAGUGUAUUUAUUUAAAUUUCGGUGA